This is a messenger RNA of Aureobasidium namibiae CBS 147.97, 1254 nucleotides long. RefSeq lists its product as uncharacterized. The record is from RefSeq and is a predicted model, not a curated record. Lineage: Eukaryota; Fungi; Ascomycota; Dothideomycetes; Dothideales; Saccotheciaceae. Bases 1 to 1254 code for a protein of 417 amino acids. The transcript has 3 exons.
AUGCUUCAACAAGCGGUACAUUGCUCUACCGCCGUAGUAUAUUCCGCCUUCUACUACUUCUCGGGGACAUUCUUCUUCGACAUCGUCCAUUUCCUCCUUCAUCGAUGCGCUAGAUCACGGCUACGUCCUCUGCGUCAACUUUCCAAAGUGCACUCUGUUCACCAUUGGUACUUCGACCGGCACCUCAAACACAACGAUAGAUACCAGCUUGCCAAUGCUUUGACAAAUCUGCCGCUGGAGCUCCUGUGUCAGCUCAUCGGCUCGUCGCUGUCUAGGGGGGUCCUGUGUCUGAUAGUGGCAGAAGAUGACCGAGAAUUUGCGACUAGUAUUCUCCACAUCACGUUGGCUCUUGAAGUCAUCAGGGUCGCUGUUGUGAUUGUCCUCGAGGGCAGAGACUCCAACCACAUACCUUUCAGCACGGUGCCCAAAGACAACGACUGGCUCCUUGUUGGACCUGCAUAUCACUCCUUACAUCAUAUGUAUCCUGAUCAACAUAUGAGUUCGUUCUUCAGGCUGUUCGACUGGAUUAUCGGCACCGCCUGGACCCUCAGAAAGAAGCGUAUCGCCAUGACUGGCACCGGUGGUGCCUAUGGAGCAGCGCUCAAGAAACAGCUAGAGUCCGAUGGCGUGUCUGAGAUCACAGCGCUCCGCUACGGGGUCGACUUUGACGAUGUAGCUGUGGCAGCAAACGGUGUUCAGACACUCGCAGGUGUCGACAUCUUGAUCCUCGCACAUGGGCUGAGGCAUGGCGACGUGAUGAGGGCCAACUACGAAACUAGCAGACGUCUUGUAGAAGUGUUUGCUCAGACCCGCAAGCCCCGCACAGGACGGCGGCCUGCUGAACUGCCCGAAGUUUGGUAUACAGGCAGUGAGGCGGAGAUGCAUCCGAGCUGGGGAAACGACUCGCUAGCAGCGUACUCGGCAUCUAAGCGGCGCUUUCUCCCCUUUGCAAAGUCGCUCUACGAGAAGGAUACGGUGGUCUACAGACACAUAGUCCUUUCGGCCUUCUCGUCCAAGAUGGGUCCAGCCAUUGUGAGUGCGGAUUGGGCUGCGAAGUGGACAAUGUGGUGGAUCCGAAGGGGCGGGAAGUACAUUCCUGUGACCUACACAGGUAUUGCCUACUUGCACUUCUUCAAGUUCUUGUUUGGCAUCAAGGCGGAGGCGAACGAUGUUCAAUUCGAGGUUUGGAGAGAGGUCAGAGUGGAAGAUUGGAGGAGUGAUCAGACUGCUGAGGGGGGCACGGCUGUUAGUUGA